Molecule: messenger RNA, 810 nt
Organism: Mycetomoellerius zeteki
Lineage: Eukaryota; Metazoa; Arthropoda; Insecta; Hymenoptera; Formicidae
Exons: 1
Coding region: 1-810 (269 amino acids)
Biological process (GO): sensory perception of smell; detection of chemical stimulus involved in sensory perception of smell
Cellular component (GO): plasma membrane
Molecular function (GO): olfactory receptor activity; odorant binding
Source: RefSeq, a predicted model, not a curated record
AUGAAGAAGCUUCCACAGAACUCGCCGAUCAUAUUUAAUUACAUAGAGAAUAUAGACUACAGUAUACAGCCAAUUCGUUGGCUGCUAAAGCCGAUAAGUGUUUGGCCAGUGAUGGAUUCAUCGAUCACGGAGAAGAUCUCAUCAGUGGUGUUACUGAUAGUAUGCAUUUUUUUAAUCGUCAGCACAUUAGUGCCUUGCGCAUUGGCUAUAUUCCUGGACGAGACUAAGGAUGUGGAGAUGAAAAUACGUGAUUUUGGACCGCUCAGCAACUGGAUGCUGGCGAGUCUCAAGUAUACCUCGUUGCUAGUGCACGUCGGCGACAUACGUCAAUGUAUCAAACAUAUCGAAACAGAUUGGCGGGCCGUAACGAAGUUCGAAGAACAGGAAGUGAUGCUGAGAAAUGCCAGGAUCGGUCGUUUCAUCGCGAUAUUUUCCGCGGUAUUUAUACACAGCGGCGUAUUCUCGUACAGUAUUUUCCGAGGAAUGACGUUAAGCGAGUCCGUUGUCGAGGGCGAUAACACAUCGGAACGUUCGCUGCCUUUUGCUUUCUAUAAUAAGAUUCUGGACACUACGACGAGUCCAAUGUACGAGAUAGUGUUUACAAUACAGUGUUUAUCCACGUUCGUUGUGAAUUCUGUAACAGUAAGCGCUUGUUGCCUCACCUCCGUCUUCGUGCUGCACGCCUGCGGUCAGUUAAAAAUUCUGAUGUUCUUGCUGGAUAAUUUAAUCGAUGAAAGAAACGAAAAGACAGACUCUUCGCAGCAAAAAUUCGCCAUCAUCGUUGAGCAUCAUUUAAAAGUACUCAGGUAA